This is a messenger RNA of Amorphotheca resinae ATCC 22711, 4791 nucleotides long. RefSeq lists its product as hypothetical. Gene Ontology annotation, molecular function: actin filament binding; phosphatidylinositol-4,5-bisphosphate binding. The transcript has 3 exons. The coding region runs from base 1 to 4791 and encodes 1596 amino acids. The record is from RefSeq and is a predicted model, not a curated record. Gene Ontology annotation, biological process: actin filament severing; barbed-end actin filament capping. Lineage: Eukaryota; Fungi; Ascomycota; Leotiomycetes; Helotiales; Amorphothecaceae.
AUGUCUUCCUCGGCUGUGGACGGUUCUGAGGAUGUGAACGACUUCCUGCAGCGUAUCAAGGAAUUGAACGACAAAAGAGAUCAGGAAGAUGAGGAACGGAAUAGGAAGCUCGAGGAAGAGAUUUUGCAGGGCAAAAAAGAACGACAGGCACGCCGAGCUGAACGAGCCAGAUCAAUCUCCCCCACAAAGUCUUCUCCUGCGAACACCCCAACUUCCUCCAAAAUACCUGCGGCACAAACUAGUAAUUUGUCACAGGUGUUACCUCCACCAACAAUUGAUCCUCAAGCAGGCAUUGAGCCACAUCGCGAUACACAAAUGGAGGAAGUUAUGGAGGGGUCAGGCUUCUCGACACCACCCACAAAGGAAGACCCUCCACCGAUUAAUGGUGAGCGAGAUGUUGCGGACUCAGCGCCGAAGCGGGACUAUUCAAUAAGAGCGUCGCCAUCGAGUGCGAUGCCUCCGAGAAGCUCAACCCUAAGCUGGCAACGCCGCCCAAAUUCUCAAUCAUCCGACCUUUCACGAAGUCGACCAUUAUCAAUGGUAGCUACAGAGAAUGCCGCGCGAUCUCCGAAGGCAACUCCUACACCAGAGCCUUCAUCAGCAUCUACCUCGGAGCAAAGUCUCUCACGCGAACAAAUUGCGCAAUCGCUGGCAUCCAAGGACCCGGCCUGGUUCCGACAGACUGCGGAUAGGGGAUUACAUUCGCCAGCAUACAGACGAAACCAGGUUGAGGACGAAGAUAGGUCAGAUCACGGAUCGUAUACUGCUCGAGUACAAAUGCCUGGAAUGUCCCGCGAAGUUUCCGAGUCCGAGAAGACCCAAAAUCCCCCCAUAGAUGGAUCUUCUACCCCCCGAAGGAACAGUGCUACUCCCCAAAAUGCCCCUAUAGAUGGAUCUUCUACCCCCCGAAGGAACAGUGCUACUCCCUCCUUUGGCAUUGGCUCGAAAAGCCCGCAAACAAAUUCUUUAGGUGGCCUUGGAACCCCAAUUCCAUUAUCCAGCGCGCAAAAGCUUGACCCCCCGAAUACAGAUUCUAUGUCAGAAACUCGUGGUUUGGCAAUGUCUCCAUCGCAGGGUCGUAUUUCUCCCGAAAGAUCGGAUAGACCUACUACUUCUCCAACCAAAGGAAUGGGCGGGUUUGUACAAAGCGCCAUGAUGAAAAGGUCAGACAGCGUGAGCAAGAGAUGGAGCGUACAAUCACCUGUUGGUCUAAGCCGACGCAACUCCGUGGCAAGCAAUCGAAACAGCAAUGAUGCUAAAGUCCCCAUUGGUUUUGGUAGUGUUGUGAAUGCUUCAGCGAGUGCGUCUAGGCCUAGCAGUCUGAGUAGAGACAACUCCCCGCGGCCUUCCUCUAGGCCGACAUCAAGUCAAAGCAACGCAACGAUCACCACUUCAGGCUCUAUGAGGAGAAACACGACAACUUCUACAAACAGUGAUGCAUUCGUCAAGCCCUCGUUGCCUAGCUCACGAUCGCAGAUCCCCUCAGACGUCAAAGCCGGGCAAGAAAAUGCUCCUGGUGACCAAUCCUCUCGUAAUGAGACGACGCCGCCUAUCACCCCUUCUAAAACCAUGGAUCCUAGGAGAUGGAGUCCCACGAAAUCCAGCUGGCUUGAGAGUGCUCUAAAUAAGCCCGAAUCUCCGAAGCCAAAAGUUGCUCCUCAACAACCUGCGUGGAUGUCAGAAAUCAGUAAGAUCAGGAAAAAGAAUAGCGUCGAUCUCACCCAUGAUCCCACAGUCGGCCACAAGCAUGAAGUUAAUAUUGGCGGCUUGAUGAGGUCACCUGCGCCUGGCGGGCUCGCAGGACCGUCAAGUAUAGCAGGCCUUCCAGCUGGGGGUUCUUCUGGUGCGAUAUCCAAAGACCAUUCUGAAAGCGUCAGCUCACCCGAGAGCGAAUUAACUCCCAGCAAGCCAGAUGUAGCUGAGCACACAAGCCCAACACCCACUCCGGAAAUCGAGUCCUCUCCUGCCAAUAGCAAACCGAAAGUUGACAGACCAAAACCUGAAACACCACCCAAGAAGGAUUUUAGGGCGAUCCUGAAGCCUCGUCAGCUUCCUGCUGAUAAUGAUGGAAAAGAGGAACCCGAAUUUAAGAGUGUUUUUGGUCAGCUUCGGCGGACCAAAACCCAGAACUACGUUGCACCCGAUGAACUAAAGGAUAACAUAGCUCGGGGAAAGGCUGCCCUCAAUAGUACUGGUGGCCCGAAAAAGUCAGAGCCUAGGGAUGAAUUCAAGGAUGCUAUUCUGAAGAAGAAAGAGGACUUCAGAAAGGCUCAGCUGGAAGGGAAAGGUGUUCCAAGGCCUACUACUAGAGGAGGCACUGAAGCACCUCUUCCUGAAGCCCUCGCAAAAAGACAGACUCUGGGGAGAUCAAACUCAACUGUGAACGAAACGGAUAUUCGAGAAUUUUCAAGUUCAGCAUUCCCUCCGAAGGAAAGUAGCGCCUCCGGCCGUCUCCAAGGUAAAGAGGCUAUUGGCGGUAAGCUCGCCGGUCGUUUGAAUCCAGCCCUUGCUGGGCUGUUGGCCCGAGGACCUCCUUCAAUAGCUAGCGAUACGUCGCGAUCAUCGAGCCCUACCUCUUCUUCUCAACGUACUGUCAGCAUGAGUACGGCUACGACAAAUCCGGAGACUCCAGAAACUGGCCCACAGCUCACUCACAUGACCAAGGGACGUGCCCGCGGGCCUCGUAGGAAGGCGCCCUCUAAAGUUUCUGCCGCUGCCAUUACAUCUAAAGGGGCGUCAGAUGCAAACUCGCCCUUGGGAUCAAAACCCGAGUCUCCCAUUAGAUCACGUGUUUCUGUACCUGUGAAGACUCUGGAGUCGACGGAGCCUGUCCUGGAAACCUCAUCCCAAGCCAACAUCGAAAAUCCGGUAACUGAACAUUCAACUCCACGGAAACUUGAUAUGAAAUCGCGAUCACAAUUUCUUCAUGAGGCAGCCAAUAAGAGUAAUGAGGGAGAACCGUUGUUGGACUCCUCCAAACCUUCUCCUGCGAAAAUCAAUACCCGCGAAACGCCUGCGAAGUUAGAGCAGAAGGAACCGGAACAGACUACUAAAUCAACCGACUGGGCCAAGCCAAUACCCCCUACGAAAUCUUCGUCUCUAAUGUCAAGAGAUACUGAAAGAAGUCCAAAUAACAAGCCUUUACCGCUGUUGCCCAGAACAUCCAACACAACUGAGAUGUCACCCGAAGCUACACCUCCUCUCCAAUCAAGAACACUAGCGUCUUGGAACGGAACCAAUCAAUCUGAGAAUUCCAAGAGCGGGGGGCAAGGGUCGUUGGGAUCAGUUAAGAACGUGGCAGCAUUAUGGGAUCGUCCUUCAGCAUCACAACCAGCAGCAAACCCUCCACGCGCCCGCUCUCCGAUCAAAUUGCCCACACAGGAUGAUGAAAAGGCUGCUAUGAUAGACGCUGGACUACGGUCUCCAAGUCCAGUCAAAUCAAAUGCACCAAUUGGCCUGGGUAUUCAAAGUAUAGGAGACUUGGCAUCAGCGCGACCACUUCCAACACCACCAGUAAAACACCCGCGUUCUCCUUCCCCAAACGCAAGGCCCGCACCUUCCGUUUCACGCAUGGAAUCAGAUCUGCCACCUUUACCUCGGGCAUCAGAAGCCUCCAAAUUACUUUCAGAUUUCUUUGUUCGGCACGACUCGCCCCCUGAAUUUCUUGCAGAUACUGCGGCAAUUCUGGCUGCGCGCCCAGAGCAAGGCACAGAUGUCAAGACAUUGCGGGCAAGUCUCUACCAGUUUUCAGGCGAUGGCAAAAAACAGCCUGUGCCCACUCAUCAAGAGCGGCUCUUAUUCGAAGGAAACAUGUACAUUUGUGUUCAUGUAUUCGGUAAUGUGACUGGGAAGAAGGUAACAGAAGUAUAUUUCUGGGCUGGAGAUGAGGUCCCUGCUUCGGUAGUUGAAGGGGCCGAUAUCUUCGCUCAAAGAGAAGCUAAGAGUGCUGGCGGAAGACUUGUCAAGAUCCAACAGGGCAAGGAAACCCCAGAAUUCUUCCAAGCACUUGGAGGUAUCAUAAUAAUUCGAAGAGGUACAUCGAACAAAUAUGAUUCUCUGGCGCCGCAUAUACUUUGUGGGCGAAAGCAGUUUGGCCAGAUCGCGUUUGACGAGGUAGACUACUCGCCUGCCAGUCUCUGCUCUGGAUUUCCCUACCUCAUUUCGACCCAAUCUGGCAAAUGCUAUCUGUGGAAAGGAAAGGGCAGUGGUGUCGAUGAGCUUAGUUGUGCUAGACUUAUUGGGAUGGACUUUGGCUUGACAGGCGACAUUGAGGAGGUAGAAGAUGGCAGUGAACCUGCAUCAUUUCUGGAAGUCUUUGGGGACGGGGCUCAAAUACCAAAAUCCGCAGACCAUUGGAGGCUGAAGCCGAACUACAACAAGUACUGUGGGCGACUCUUCUGUGCAUAUUCUUCUGCAAAAUCACAGAUCGUUGAAAUCUCCCCCUUCUGUCAGCGCGAUAUCUCUUCAUCGAACAUCUAUAUCUUAGAUGCCUUCUUUGAAAUUUAUAUCAUCGUCGGGUCACGGGCCCAAUCUCAAUAUGCCGCCUUUCAUAGUGCCUUGAUGUUCGCACAAGAAUACGGCAUCCUCGCUGCGGGUAUGGAAGACCGGCCUCAUGUCCCAGUUACUACGAUCGUACUGGAAGGUAUACCGAAGGAUCUAAAGAGCGUGUUCCGAAAAUGGAGGGAUGGGUUAACGCCAACGAUAACGCAACCGGCCAGUGGUGUGCAAAGAGGAAGAAGCUUGAGAGUUGUGUCACUGACGGCUGCCUUGGAAGCCAUGCGGCAAAUGUAA